Molecule: messenger RNA, 723 nt
Organism: Striga asiatica
Lineage: Eukaryota; Viridiplantae; Streptophyta; Magnoliopsida; Lamiales; Orobanchaceae
Source: the annotation of a GenBank genome assembly
AUGGCGUCCUCCUCCUCACCCGCCGCAAACGACGGCGGGAACAGAUCCAACCGCGACGCUCUUCCGCCGCCUGCGGCGGCGGUCUACGCCAGGGAUCUUUACCGCGACCCAGCCAUCCGCCGUUCCUUCCUCCGGCGCGGGGCGCCCUUCCUCUGCCGCGCUGCGAUUUGGGGUCUGUCCGUCUCCCUCGUCUUCGCGAGCCUCUCCGCCCUGAUGUGGAUGGUCCUGCGCCCGUCCUUCCCCCAGAUCCGCGUGGUCUCCGCCGCCAUCUCCGCCGUGUCCUUCACCGGCGGCGCCUCCUCCGCCUCGGCGGGCUGCAACGUCACCUUUCUCCUCACGAACCCAAACCGUAACCUCCAAACCGUUUACAAAACGAUGGAAAUCGUGCUGUUCUACCCAUCCCAGCAGGUUCUGCUUUCAGAGAAUUCCCGCCCGCCGUUUGUCCAGCGUCAGCUGAGCCAAAUCACCAUUGAAACAGAGCUUAGUUUUAAGCGCGGUGAUUUGGGGAUUGAAACGGUUGAGUCGAUUAAAAGGGAUUUAGACAGUGGGAGUUUGAGCCUGGAGAUUAAGGUUUUAGCAGUUGUGAGGUAUAAAAAUGGGAGGUGGAAGACAAAGUCUCAACACAUGAGGACUUACUGUGGUGGUGUGAGCUUCGGGUUCAUUUCGAGUAAAAGGCCCGGUAUUUUCUUGAACCCAUAUCAAGAAUGCGAGGUUUACUUUUGA